This is a messenger RNA of Seminavis robusta, 899 nucleotides long. The record is from the annotation of a GenBank genome assembly. NCBI's taxonomy places the organism in Eukaryota, Bacillariophyta, Bacillariophyceae, Naviculales, Naviculaceae.
ACUCAAAAGAUCUCGAUCAUAACAACACAACACAAGACUUUCCAAUCCAACAAGCCAACAAACCAACAAGCCACUUACCUACUACAGAUCAUCAUGACAGCGGCGGCCAAGCAACGAAGAAGUAAAAACGAAAAGGGGGCACCUACCGAGACGACUAAUUCAGCGGAAGAACAGCUGGAGUUAGCAAAGGGCAAGGUCCUACAGAGUCUAGCCACCGUCGCUGAGUUGCACGGGAAAUGGAAACUCCACUUGCUUCGAAUGUCCUACAUGGUGAUACUCAUCACGAUUCAUCAAUGGCAGGGACCCAUGACGUAUUGCCUGUACGAUGUCAAGUCCUACAACAAGUCUCUGACUCCUCUGGAUAACGACAAUUUGAGAAUUUCGGGAUAUCGAGCCAUGUAUUAUGUCCUCAACGAUACUCUUUGCGAAUUUCUGGGUUUCGUCAUGGGAAUCCUCUGCACGCUCUUUCUCAAUCAAUUAUACAACGAGGCAACGGUGGUAGUGGUCAACGGCAGACAACAACCCACCGAUUCCUUUUUCACCAAUUACUACUACAUGUUUAGUACGGGAUUGGUACCACCCGUCCUAAACUUUUAUUUUCAUAGAAGCAAAGCCAAUGCCACCAAAUCCUGCAUCGACGCCGUGGCGGGCGCGGAUGGAUUGUGGACAAGACAUGCACAAGAAGAUGAGGUCAUGGCCAAGGCAGUGCGGGGAUUUCCCGUUGUUAUUAUCUUUCAUACCAUUUGUACGGUUUGUCUGUGGUUCAUGGCCUUCCAGGCGUCACAGCAAUCUAAUAAUCUGCUGCUUUUGGAAAAGUUGAAACGAGAGUUGGCAGAAGCACGGAAAGAAAAUGAAAGCAAGAAAAAGUCAUGAUGAUGGUACCGUAUUGCAAAGAGGAU